AUGGAGGCUGAAUGGUGCCCCAAGACUCUACAUGUUCUGGAAGGCCAGUUUCGCGGCAACACAACCGGUUUGCUUGCUGCAUACUCCUUGCAGCCUUUCCUUGGCCAGGACCAUAGAGACUGCACAAAGGAGGAUUGUCAACUCACUACCGUGGGUGGCGCCAACGAAUACAAGGUUCGGCAUCAUCUUACUUGCAAAUGGACAAGCGGACCCGACUGUGGAUGGGCGGGUACUGAGUCUCAAGCUUUAGGGGCCAUAAUCAGGCGUGGCGCUAUACCCCUUCUGGUCUUGCAGCAGCAAAGUGGUGAUCCAACGUCCAGAAUCACCGUGAGACUUACGGAUAACCUCGAGUGCAAGGAGUACGCAACCAUAUCUCACGUCUGGUCGGACGGUUACGGCAAUCCAAAGGAUAACAAGCUUCGUCAAUGCCAACUCAAGUUCUUGAAACUCGCACUGGAUAGUGUUGACAGGGGUCGGAACAAAAGCAAAAAGAUUGCAUUCUGGAUGGAUACCCUUGCUAUCCCGGUUGAGAAAGACUUCAAGGAAGAACGGAAGAUUGCGAUCGGAAGGAUCCACGAGAUCUUUGUUCGAUCCCGUUACACCAUUGUUAUCGACCAGGGUCUCUGUCAAGAAAUGAGCGGCGAGAAAUACCACGAGAUAGCGAUGAGAAUCCUGGCCAGUGGAUGGAUGCGUCGCUUGUGGACUCUUCAAGAGGCAUAUCUGAGCGAAAGAAUCUUCUUCAAGUUCAAGGAUGAAAAGGCCCUCGAUUUGGAAGAUCUGGAGGCAAUGUACCCUUCUGCCAACGACACAUUGAAUUCGUGUAUACCUGCUAUAGCGCGAAGCUACUUUCACAGUCUGCUUGGAACGGCAAGAAGGGCUCGGAUUCACGAUAUGACUCCCAAGGAGGGAUUGAGUUUGAUUGCCUCGGUUUGGAAAGCUACACAAUGGAGGACCACGACACACAAGCAACACGAAGUGCUAGCUCUGGCAACACUUUUCGAUCUCAACACCGGCAGAUCGGACGAUGCAGAAUCCCUCAACCAAGCGUUCAUAGUCGGGGAAACAAAUAGCCAGUCUUUGGAUGAAAAUAUGUGUACUCUGCUCAGGCUGUUGGAGGAAGUUUAUCCGGGAUCCAUUCCAGCUGGGAUUAUAUUCCUUCCUGGAAAAAGGUUAUCGAAAAAGGGUUAUGGGUGGGCUCCAAGAACGUGGACAUCAGGUCAGACCGUGGAUUACCCCGACCCUCUGACUAUCGACACGCCAACCACCAGAUUCAUUCCUGGCCAGGGGCUCUACGUUGAGUUUCCCGGUUUCUUGUUGCAUUCAUCUCCGGAGACCAACCCAAUCACUCAGAUGAGUGUAAACGUGUUUCUCCGCUUUCCUGUCGAUAGCACGCUUACGGAGUGGUACGAGAUCAAGUCCGCCGCCGAUGAAGAAGAGAUGGGGAAUGGGCCGAAGGACCUGAAUGCCAGAAACAGUUCGGCUUCGCGAGGUUAUGCCAUCAUACUCCCGCGUCAACGUCCCCGAGAUGUUGAUGAGAUCGCAUUGUUGGUUGAGACUAGACCACCGGUCAUUCAGCGUUCGUUUGACAACAAGAAGGAGACUCAAAUAUUCCAUGUCUCCGUCGUCUUCAGAAUCUGGAUUAAACGGGUGAUGAAAGUUGACGAAGAUGACAUCAACAAGUUUUACCCUAGGCCCAGUAUCCGAGCAGACGAAGAUGGCGAAGAUGUCAUUAGUAGGCAGAUCUUUGGUGAGGCUUUAGAUCAUGGUCAGAAAUGGUGCGUGGAUCAGGACCACUAUGAAUGUGGUAACAAAAGAUCUGAACUCAUUGAUGGGUCCUACCACUGCGAAGAAAAUGAGUGA
Molecule: messenger RNA, 1860 nt
Organism: Lasiodiplodia theobromae
Lineage: Eukaryota; Fungi; Ascomycota; Dothideomycetes; Botryosphaeriales; Botryosphaeriaceae
Product: Het domain protein
Exons: 2
Coding region: 1-1860 (619 amino acids)
Source: RefSeq, a predicted model, not a curated record